This is a messenger RNA of Magnusiomyces paraingens, 681 nucleotides long. RefSeq lists its product as uncharacterized. Bases 1 to 681 code for a protein of 226 amino acids. Lineage: Eukaryota; Fungi; Ascomycota; Dipodascomycetes; Dipodascales; Dipodascaceae. The transcript has a single exon. The record is from RefSeq and is a predicted model, not a curated record.
AUGUCCUGCAUCUCUACUAUUACUUCCCAAACUCCAAUGAUGUGUGCCUGUGAUUCAUCUUGCAAGUGUGCUUCUCUUUCAUGCUGCGGUCAAAAGACUAAAGCUCUUGUUGAUCCUUUGCCAUCUUCUGUCUGCUGCACCACUGAUUCAUGCAUGUGCACCGAAUCUACUUGUGAGUGCAACAGCUCUAAGCAAAAGUCUUGUGUGAAAGAUUGUGAAUCUAAAAAAUCUUGCACUAAAUCCGAUGAGUCCUGUAAACCUUCUGAUUGCAAGACUUCUGACUGCAAGACUUCUGAUUGCAAACCCUCUGACAGUACGACCAAAAAUUAUUGCUGUGAAGAAAAAACAAAGUCCACCAAAAAGGUUUGCCGGUGUGGCGACUCUUCUACCGGUUAUUGUCAAUGUGAGGACAAGAAAGAUUCUACUUGUUGUUGUUCUGCUGGUAAAAAGAAUUGUCAACCUAAAAGAAUCUGCAGCACCGACUCGUGUUCUUGCCCUAAAGGUGAAUGUAAAUGCAAAGAUUGCAUUGAUGCAAAGUGCUGUGGUACAGAUGACAUGUGCAAAGAAGAAUGUGCUAACUCUAGCUCCGACAAGUCGUGCACCGAUGAGCAGUGUGUAAACAAGGAUUGCGCAAAAAAUAUCUCUGCCGAGGAAUCUUGUGUCGACAAGAAGUGUUGCUAA